This is a messenger RNA of Ctenopharyngodon idella (grass carp), 1274 nucleotides long. RefSeq names its product deoxyribonuclease gamma-like. The transcript has 8 exons. Gene Ontology annotation, biological process: DNA catabolic process. Gene Ontology annotation, molecular function: DNA nuclease activity. Gene Ontology annotation, cellular component: nucleus. Bases 13 to 909 code for a protein of 298 amino acids. NCBI's taxonomy places the organism in Eukaryota, Metazoa, Chordata, Actinopteri, Cypriniformes, Xenocyprididae. The record is from RefSeq and is a predicted model, not a curated record.
GGAAGCUCACAGAUGUCCCUCUUAUUUGAGCUGAUUUCAUCCACAGUGAUGCUGACCGCUCUGAUCCUGCUGCUGCUGAACCUCAGAGGAGCCGCGAAUCUCAAGAUCUGCUCCUUCAACAUACAGUCCUUCGGAGAGAGUAAAAUCUCCAAAACAGAUGUGCUGGACAUCAUAGUGGAGAGCAUCGUCCGCUGUGACCUCAUGCUCGUCCAGGAGAUCAAAGAUGCAAAAGGAAAAGCGUUUGAUCAACUCAUGACUCACCUCAACAGCAAGUCCAGGACACGAGCAGACACAUUCAGCUAUGUAAUUAGUGAAAGACUCGGGAGGAAAACAUACAAGGAGCAGUAUGCCUUCAUUUACAGACAGAAGAUGCUGUCUGUGAAAGCAGUCUAUCAGUAUCCAGACACACAAACCGGAGACGAAGAUGCUUUUGCUCGAGAACCGUUUGUUGUGUGGUUUUCGGCUCCAAACGCUGAAAUCGAGGAUUUCGUCAUCAUUCCUAUUCAUACGGCUCCAGAAGCGGCUGUGAAAGAAAUCGAUGAACUGUAUGAUGUUUAUCAGAAUGUUUCACAGCUGUGGCAAUCUGACAACUUCAUCAUCAUGGGGGAUUUCAACGCCGCCUGCGGUUAUGUUCCAAAGAGGCAGUGGGUGAACAUCCGUCUGCGCUCAGAUAGUGAGUUUGUGUGGCUGACGGGUGACAAGCUGGACACGUCGGUGAAGACAUCCACUAGAUGUGCUUAUGACAGGGUCGUCCUCCAUGGUGAGAAGAUGAUUGCGGCUGUGAAUCCUGAAUCAGUGGAGGUCUUCAACUUUAAAGAUGAAUUUGGCCUCACUGAGCAGGAGGCUCUGGCAGUGAGUGAUCAUUUCCCGCUCUGCAUCACUGUAAAUCAAGCGCAGAGGAGAGGAUAACAACAUUCUCCAUUUACACUUCUACCGCUCGUCUGAUGAGAACGAAGAACAGAUUGUUAUAAAAUGAAGUGGUUAUAACAUAAUCAGAGAUUCAGAAAGUGAGCAUUCAGUGCUUUAUUUAGAGUAUUUGUGUAGAGAAGAACAGAAAUGCUUCACUGAAAGAAGAAAAGUUUCCAGUGCUUGUUAAUUAUGAACCAGCGGUCUGCAGUGUUGGUUUACCGGUUGCUAUGAGACAGUAGAGUUCGUUUGCAAGGCUGUUAUCCAUUUAACCCAUCUACAUUUCUCCAUUAAUUAACUCUAUACAUCUGUAAAAGUGCUUUAUUGACAUUUACAUGUAACUUCUACAAUAAAGUUCUAUCAAAUGA